AGAGGCUAUACACUACACCUCAGUUUCGGUCGGCUUUGCAUCGCCAACGGUCGUCGGUCGCGCGGACUUUGGCCCCGAAACGCGCUCGUCGAGAGUCGCACAUUAUGGUACGUGCUGCCGGUGUACGCGCGACGUGAUACACCAGUUUUUUUUGGCCGGGGGGGUUGAUAUAUUUUGGAUAUCAGAAACACGCACGCACGCCGAGCCCUGCCACUUUCGGCAGAGACGUCCGGAGUCAUCCCCGGACCGGUAAACAGCAUCAAUCGAAACGAAACGAUAGUUUAAUGACAUUACUACCACUUACCUGGUCGCCGAUUUUGUACCCGUCCAAGUCGUUGUACGUAUAAGGCCAGCGACGACGACGACGACGACUUACCGAUCGACGGAGGGCGGUCGUGUGCGUGCGUGUGCAAUCAGAUCACAAUCCACGCCACACAUAUCGCUGCAGAUUAAAAAUAAUAUCAUGAUCAUUCUGUCUUCCGAUAAGCCGGCGAAUUUGAAAGUUUAACGAGGCAGUACCUGCACACAGACACGAAGACGGUGAUACACGUGCGUUUCACUAUCUCGGCACGUGCUGCUAUUACUACUAUCGGUGUUCCGAUGGGGUGGACGUUACAACAGCCCAGGUCCCGUCAUUUGUUAUUGCUAUUCAUAACGUUCCGUGUUCAUGCAAUCACGGUCGUGUUCAUCUCCAAGUCGGAUACCAGAGAUUUAUACGAUCACAGUUCGGUGACGUAUAAGCUGGCGGAAAUGGAAAUGCGCGUGGAUCACUUGACCAGAUUGUAUGAACUGAAAGACAAAGACGUCCAGGAACUAAUCAAGCAUUUCAGCUCGGUUCUCAAAACGAUCGUGAAGUCGCUGAAUGUUUCCGUUUCUGAAGACAUAGAAUCGUUAAUGGUUGCUUUCAACAAGUCCGUGGAAAUGGUCAGGUCACCGAUGGCACACUUCGACGUGUACACAUUCCUACCCCAUCUGCGGUCCCACGAGAAUUAUUUGAGGCCUUUGAUAUUACAUUCCGGAGGCAGAAAUGCAGUGUCAAUGGUGUUUGGAGUUCCUACUGUUCGUCGCCAACAACAGACCUACUUGAUACAGACAUUGAUUAACAUCGUAAGCAACAUGAAUCAAACUGAACAGAAAGAUUCGUUAAUAGUAGUGAUGAUUGGCGAAAUCGAUCAGGAAUACACGCAACAAGUUACUGCGGAAAUCAAAAAUCGGCUACCGGAAGCAGUGAACUCGGGUCUCGUGGACAUAAUUGCUCCGUCCCCGGAAUAUUAUCCAGAUUUCAACAAGCUUCGCAUUACGCUCGGUGACUCCGAAGACCGGGUCCGCUGGAGGAGCAAACAAAAUUUAGAUUAUGUUUUCUUAAUGAUGUACUGCCAGCCGAAAGGAUCGUUUUACGUUCAGCUUGAAGAUGACGUAGUCGCGAAGCCGCAAUUCCACACUAUUAUGAAAAAAACGGCUUUGCAAAGGAUAGCCGACGGACGAGAGUGGUUCAUAUUAGACUUCUGUCGACUUGGUUUUAUCGGCAAAAUGAUGAGAUGUUCAGAUUUACCGUGGCUGAUACAAUUCAUCGUGAUGUUUUAUAACGAUAAGCCGGGAGAUUGGCUUUUAGACGGAAUGAUGGAGACCAAAGCUUGUAAUCUUGAAAAAGAUUUUAGAGAUUGUCGAAAACGAAAAGACGAAAUAUGGGUGACAUUCAGACCGUCUCUUUUUCAACAUAUUGGAACCAGGUCUUCUUUAAACGGCAAAAUUCAACUGUUAAAGGAUAGUCUUUUCAAGAAAAGCGUCAACGUAAAACGCAUAAAUAAAAUCAGAGGAAAAUGACCUAUGGUAAGGUACAGGUUACCUGUAGCGAAAAUCAAAAAAGAUUUCAUCAAACGAUGAUGAUAUUAAAAUAACAAUGAAUCGUCUGUGAUUGCUCGAGUGAAUUAAUUUAUUAAUUAUAUGUAAGCACAGCUAUUAUAUUAUUGUAUGAAAGUUCAAAUUCAAACGUUGUCUGUAUAAUAAUAUAGGCAUAAAUAAGUCAAUAUGGAAACAAUACCUACAAUUACUGGUUAUUUUCAUAUCAUUUAAUUGUAUUAUUAUUGAUCUAUGUUUGUUAUUCAUGCGAAAUACACAUCUGCGUAUUGCAUUUACUUCCACUCCAUUUACGCCAAAAAAAAAAAAAAACAAUGACAUAUUGACAUCUGAGAUAAAAACAUUUUGUAACAAUAUAUAUAGGAAAACAAAUUAUAAAAAAAAAUUACAAAAUUAUUCAGGGUUAAUUUAAGGGACCUAAUCAUUCUAGUCUUUAAUUUUUAAUUAAAUGCGUACACUAUUAUAUAAUAGCUGAUGUAUUAUGUACCUAUAUAGAAAUAAUUAAAUAAAUCACAUUUAAAAUAUUAUUGUAUUUAAUUAAAAUAUGUGCCCAAGUGAUAUCAUUAUUUUUUAGAAUAUUAACUAUUUAUAGAUACUUAUAAAAGAAAAAUUAUUACUACCUAGGCAUACGUUAAACUAUUAAAUAUUUACCUAUUGAAAUUAUACAGGUACUUACGUACCUAGUAAACAUAUUAUAAGUUUAUUAUAUUACUUUUAGUUUAAGUUAUUGAAAUUCUUAAAUCAUCAUAAUGUAAAUAAUUUGUACCUAAUAAUAUUAUUACAAUGUAUAUAGUAUAAUAUAAUAAAUAGUAUAAAGUAAUGGUCUUAGAUGUGUUAACGUGUCAUCAAUGAAAAUCAAAUUCAUAACAAAUGUAAAAAACAAAAAAAAAUUUAAAAAUCAGAAAUGCCGAUGAUAUUCGGUAGAAAAGAGAUAUACAUAGUUCAUAUAUGUCACACUGACAAAAGUUUGAUUCGCUUGUAAAAGUACUAAUUGAUGGUAGUACUUGUAACAUUAGUAAAUUUCCAUUGAUAAUUAUAUUUUAUAUGAGUAUGUAUAUUAUGAUUUAUGAGUAUUGUAAUACAACAUAUGAUACGUAGGUACCUAAGUAUUUAUAAGCUAAUGUUACUAAAUAUAUAUUACUGUUUUAUAAAAAAAAGUUGUUGAUUUGAUGAUAACUAUAUAAAUAAACAAAUGUACACCAACA
Metopolophium dirhodum (rose-grain aphid) is the source of this 3062-nucleotide messenger RNA. Its product is annotated as alpha-1,3-mannosyl-glycoprotein 4-beta-N-acetylglucosaminyltransferase B-like. Gene Ontology annotation, biological process: protein N-linked glycosylation. Gene Ontology annotation, molecular function: acetylglucosaminyltransferase activity. NCBI's taxonomy places the organism in Eukaryota, Metazoa, Arthropoda, Insecta, Hemiptera, Aphididae. The record is from RefSeq and is a predicted model, not a curated record. Gene Ontology annotation, cellular component: Golgi stack; endoplasmic reticulum-Golgi intermediate compartment; endoplasmic reticulum.